Cicer arietinum (chickpea) is the source of this 2207-nucleotide messenger RNA. The record is from RefSeq and is a predicted model, not a curated record. NCBI's taxonomy places the organism in Eukaryota, Viridiplantae, Streptophyta, Magnoliopsida, Fabales, Fabaceae.
AUUUACUAUAAUAAGAUUUUUUUUUUCUUUUCAAUUUUUAACAUAAAAUAAAAUAAAAAAGGCUGGAUCCGAUUUAUGCCAUACCAUUCCGUUUCCAAAUACCUUUUUUACGGUGGUGCUUCUGGCGGAGGUUUUCGCCGGAGCUUCCAACGUCUCUUUCAUCUCCACAACUUUUAACAUCACUGCAUUCAAAAUCUGAGAUCAACUUCGUGAUUUUCUCCCUCUGUUUCUCCGAUUUGGUGUUUCCUUUUGUUUAUGGAUCCGGCUUCUAGAACCUUCAUUUUUCAUUGUUUUUUGCUUCCCAAGCUGUAACUUUAUUAGCUGAUUUGGUACGAUUGAUGAUUUUACAGUUUUUGUGGUGGAAGUAGGAUUGAUAUGCUGAGUGACCAUGUCGUUGAGAAGCAUAGUAAGGGAACUCAAGGAGAUGAGGGAUGGGAUUGGUAACACGUCGAGGCGACGUGUUGGAAAUAGGAAUUCACAGCGUCGGACGAAGUCACACAUUGUUCCUGAUAUCACUCUAACAACACUUGAACCUGUUCAGCAGGGACAAUGGGCUAAUAUACCACCUGAGUUGCUUCUUGAUAUAAUUCGGAGGGUAGAAGAGACUGAGACUUCUUGGCCUGCACGUGCCGCUGUUGUUUCUUGUGCUUCCGUGUGUAAAUCUUGGAGGGCCGUUACAAAAGAGAUUGUCCAGACACCCGAGCAGUGCGGAAGGUUGACAUUUCCUAUUUCAUUAAAGCAGCCGGGUCCUCGCGAUUCUCCAAUUCAGUGCUUCAUCCGCAGGGACAGAGAAACUUCUGUGUAUCAAUUGUACUAUGGACUGGUGCCAUCGGAAAAUGAGUCUGAUAAGCUGUUAUUAGCUGCCAAAAAGAUAAGGAGGGCAACAGGCACAGACUUCAUCAUAUCUUUGGUUGCAGAUGAUUUUUCUCGGUCCAGCAAUGCUUAUGUCGGAAAACUCAGGUCUAAUUUUCUGGGUACCAAGUUCACUAUAUAUGACAGCCAACCUCCGCAAGGAACUGGUAUUCAACCAAACAGGCGGUCCAGUAGGAGAUUUCAUUCUAAGCAGGUGUCUCCAAGAGUUCCAGCAUGUAACUAUAUUAUUAGCACCAUUGCCUAUGAGCUGAAUGUUCUCCGCACAAGAGGGCCAAGAAGAAUGAACUGCAUCAUGAAUUCGAUACCUGUGUCAGCUGUUCAGGAAGGGGGCACUGCUCCUACUCCUACAUCUUUUCCUCAAAUUACCGAUGAGCAUAUUUGUCCCGCACUAGCACCAGCCCCUAAAGGUAAUGUUCCAAUUGGAGAUUUAAGCAAUUCAUCCCUCCUAGAGAUGCCAGCACAGAGCCAAGGCUCAGUUGAAUCCCUGGUACUUAAAAACAAGUCUCCCAGAUGGCAUGAACAGCUGCAAUGCUGGUGCUUAAACUUCAGGGGCCGUGUUACAGUGGCUUCGGUUAAGAACUUUCAACUUGUGGCUGCUGUUGAUCCAUCUCAUAAUGUUUCUGCUGCAGAGCAAGAAAAGGUUAUCUUGCAGUUUGGAAAGAUCGGAAAAGAUAUAUUUACUAUGGAUUACCGUUAUCCAAUCUCUGCCUUCCAAGCAUUUGCAAUAUGCUUGAGCAGCUUUGAUACAAAACCAGCAUGCGAAUGAGACCCAUGUCAAUCUGUCAUUGUCUGCAGGUGACUUCAUAUAAUCGUGUUUGGCAAGAGUUAAACAUAAUUUAUUCUACACUGUCAACUGGUGUUUCUCAGAUUUCAACUCCCUCCAGUAAGAAAUGGUUGCAGUUGCCGCAGUCACAUAAUUUUAGGCCAUUUUAGACCAAAUGACACCGAAGUUGAAUUAUGAACCAGUGAUACAAUAGAGUCUUGCCGGAGCUGAUGCUAUAAACUGCCUUCUAACCCAUCUCUUUCCUGAUUUAGUUUCUUUCUGUUAAGUUUCCUCAUCUUCAGCUUUGGAGCUUAUGUUGCAUCUUAAAGCUCUAUGAUAUUUCUCCAAAAGGUUAAGGAGAUUGAACAGGAGCCUUCCUCUACAAGCUCUACACUGUUUAAGCAACUUAAUCACACUUAACGGGUGCUUACUUAAUGCUUUAACUGGCUUGGAUAAGAGUAAACAUGUAACAGCUAUUCAUGGAGAUGAAUCAGAACUCCACAAUUACAUUGCUCAUGUGUUGCUGAAUCUAUUUUACUACACUGCCUAAUAAAUUAUAGUUAAUUGUAAA